This is a messenger RNA of Pectinophora gossypiella (pink bollworm), 5169 nucleotides long. RefSeq names its product organic cation transporter protein-like. Gene Ontology annotation, molecular function: transmembrane transporter activity. Gene Ontology annotation, cellular component: membrane. The record is from RefSeq and is a predicted model, not a curated record. Bases 259 to 2016 code for a protein of 585 amino acids. The transcript has 7 exons. NCBI's taxonomy places the organism in Eukaryota, Metazoa, Arthropoda, Insecta, Lepidoptera, Gelechiidae. Gene Ontology annotation, biological process: transmembrane transport.
UGCCGCAUGCCGCGCUCAGUCGCCGCGCGGCUCUCUGCUCACAUCCUCGUGCGCCGCGUCCUCGACUCACCACCCGCUAUAAAGCCGGAGUCCUGCUCCCGACCACUCCAGAGCCAUGCGCCUCCGCGGAACCGACGACGCGCCUCGACACAAGCGCUGCCCAUCGCGCCUCUUCCUAGUGCGAUUCAAAUCACAUGUUUACUUCUUUAAAUGAUUUGUUAAUUGUGGUAGACUAGUGUGCUAGUGAAAGACAGUACGAUGAAGUCGAAGAACGACGAUGAGCCGCAGCCGGAGCUGCAGGAGCUGCUGCACAAGCCCAACAGCCUCCCGCUUAUCGGCGAGCGCAGGAAACACGGAACAAUUAUACCAAGCCAGCCGUCAAGAGAGAAGCCGCGCAGCCCCCCGGUCGAGGAGGAUCCCGACGUGGUCUCGCAGGCCAUCGGCGACUACGGACGCUGGCAGCUGCUUAUUACAUUCCUGCUAUCAAUGUUCUCCUUCCCUUGCACCUUCCAUAUAUAUCUCCCGACGUUUACUGCUAGAGAAACAAAGUUCUGGUGUCAGAGACCGGACAACUUUUCGAGCUUGCCUCUCGAAGACUGGAUCAACUAUAGUCAGCCCAUUGACGCCUGCAACGUCCGGGUCAUUCCUUCUUACGUCACUGUGGAGAGUAUUCUCAACCACACAGCCCCUUUGCUUGACUCGUUUGUCAAAUGUACGGACUGGGACUUCGACAGAUCCGAAGUCGGGAACACGAUAAUAUCAGAAUGGGAUUUGGUAUGUGACAGAGCCAGCUUGACUAACCUUGCCGAAGUUGUGUUCCUAACAGGCGUCGGAAUAGGCGGCGUUGUCGGCGGAUGGAUUUCUGACAAGUUCGGCCGUAAGAGAAUAUUGAUGGGAAUGAUGGUAGCUCAGAGUGCUCUGGCAAUUCUCUCGUUGCUGGUGAGAUCAUACAUUCAGUACGUGAUCGUGAGGUUGAUCAUGGGUUUAGUGUCCGUAUCAGUGGUGUACGCGGCAUUCGUGCUGUCGGUCGAGCUGGUGGGAGGCAAGUGGGUGACCAUCGCAGGGGUGUGCAACUUCUUCCCGUUGCCCGUCGCCUACAUCAUCGUCUCCCUCGUGUCCCUAUAUAUGCCCAACUGGAGGGAGCUACAACUCGCGCUGUCCUUGCCCGGAUGCGUCCUUUUGGUUUUAUGGUUCGUUCUCCCCGAAUCACCCAGAUGGCUAAUAAGCAUGGGUAGGACGCAAGAGGCAAAGGUGAUUCUCCAAAAAGCAGCCAAGUUCAAUAAACGAGAGCUACCGAAUGACUUGGACAAGUUGCUAAUGGUACAUAAGGCAGAGAAACAAGACGAGGAACCGAGCGUUUUCAUGCUAUUCAAGGGAAUCUUACUGAAGAGGACAAUUUGUUUGUUCCUAGUAUGGUUUGCUAUGACGAUCGCGUACUACGGACUGUUAUUAAACAUCGGAAAGUUUAAUCUCGGAAAUCUUCAUGUAGCGUCUAUAAUACUGGCUGUGGUAGAGAUACCAGCAAUAGCUACGAGUAUACCUAUACUACUGAAAGCUGGUAGAAGGAUACCGAUUUUCAUCACUAUGGUGGCGUGUGGACUAGCGUGUGUUGCUAGCGAGAUAUUCUCGAUAUCGUUCGAUGACGAGUGGAUCAUCAUCGUGUGCCUGAUGGUGGGGAAGUUUGCUAUUGGCUCGACGAACAUGAUGCUGCCCAUCUUCACAGCAGAGCUGUACCCCACCGUGAUCAGGAACCUUGGAGUUGGCGCCAGUCAACUAUCCGCUGGGCUCGCGUUAAUUUGCAUACCGUACUUAUGGAAACUGAAAAUCUUGAACGAUCACUUGCCAAUGGUGACGAUAGCCGCUCUCAGUGCUCUGGGCGGUGCGAUCGUCCUCCUCCUGCCAGAAGUAGCUGGAUGUAAGGAACCACAACCUAUCAGCGACACUAAGAAGCCUUCGUUCGACAGCGCUUCACCUUGCAAUGGAACGUUCACGGUCACCGACGAUAGAGGGCAUUAGUGAUAACACAGAGCACUCAUUGAAGAGAUACAACAAUAUUGCUAGAGUAAUGAAAUGAGAAGAAGAAAAGUCAAGCUAGCGUCAUUGUGAAUUUCUAUGGGUUCGUUGGAUGCCCGUGUUGCUCUACGAACGAACGCGUGACUCUCCUCGGUGAAGUUUUCAUAGUCAUAAAAACUAACAAAAAAAAGGAUUGGCAAAGUAUGGUUUUCUCGAUCUGCCACGGUACCCUUUCAUCGUUAUGCUGUCAAUCAAAAGACUACCACACAACUCGUGUAACGCAAGUGAUAAACUUUACUAUAAUUAUUCUGAGUUGAGUGUACUCUGUGACUAUAUUUCUAUGGCGUAUGCAUAUUAUGAUGGACAAUCCUAGUGGAUAGUGCUGGCAUAGUGAGAUUUUCCGAAUUUAAUACUUAGUAUGUGAUAUAUGAACACUAUAAGUGAUAUUAAUCGUGUAAGACUAAACUAAGCUUAUCUAUAAAGUGUUAUUACUGAAACGUAUACCUAAACUAUGAAUAAUUUAUAAUGAAUAGAAGAAAUUGAGAUUGUUAAAAGAUAUUUCUUAGUGGUAUCUAAUAUAGGGUUGGUGCAAUAUGUAUGUUUGAGUAUAAAAUACUAACCAUACAUCAUAGACAUCCCAAGGUUUAAAAAAGUGUUAACCAUAAGGACUAUACCCAAAAUGUAUUGCCAGAUGAUUAUUUAAAAUAAGCUUUAUUAUUUAUCGCCUACACAUAGUAUAUUGUAGGUACGAAACGAAACGACUACUUCAGGCCAUCGAACUCUACAGAUUUUUGAUACCUAUCUUAGGGAUUUGUUUAUAAAUAAUAGGUAAGUACUAAAACUUGUAGCAGGCAGAGACACAGUUUAACGAAAAUUACUAUUGAAGGUUUAGAAAUAUUUAUAGAUUUUUUAUGCAGGUAUUUAAUUAAAAUAAUACCGUAAAGGCAGCAUAUCUUCAUUCCCAUAUAGAGGGAUAUUCCACAGACUAUUUUUCGAUCCCAUGAAAUAAAACCGGGUAAUCAAAAAUCUGUAGUCUGUUUUGGGUCGAUAAGUACUUACAACUUUCACCAAUACCUAUGUGUAAUUUUAGAAUCUCUGUGACGUAGUUUUCAUAAUAUUUGGAAGACUGUUUCUCAGAAACUACGAGUGUUUUAAGUUACAAAUGUAUUAUGUUUACCUGUUUGUUUGGUAAAAUGAUUAAUAAGUCUUUUGAAAAAUAAUAAUAAAUAGGUCUCUAAUUAGAGAAUUAUACUUUUUAAUUAUUUUUAAUAAUUAUUUGAUAUAACGUGGUUUCCAGGAUUUGAGUCCGGUUAAUGGUAUUAGGCUCUUACAUGGAUGGCACUUGACAUAGCUGUCGAGGAGGAGUGUAGUGUAUAUCAUACUAAACAAAUGUGCCUACCCCUUCGGGAACACGGGCUCGACGCUAUGUUAUGUAAAUAAUUUGAUUGUAUUAUUAUGAUAUGAAAUGUUACCUUAGUAGCUCUAUAUGUACCUGCGUUCGUUACCGAAUAGUUCAAUAAAUAAUUUAAUUUAUUUAAGUACAAUAACUAAUUGAAGUAGUACGUAGGAUUAGAUGUAUGAUAAAGUAGCUGAAGUGUAAGAUUUUAAUAAUUAUUGAUAAGUUUAACGAAUGAUGUUACCGUCACAUUAGUAUUUUACUUUUCAAAUCAUUCGAAUGUAAUUGUAUGUACUUAUUACAGAUGUAUUCAUAGGAACCGAGUGAAUCCGCUUGAAACAAUGACGAGAAUCGAACGAAUCUACACACCUAAUUAAAAUGUUUCGUCACGAAAAUCUAAAUUAAAUAUAGGCUUACCUGAAUCUAACUAAAAACACUACUCUUUCAGUGAAGAAUGAACCACCAGCAUAACCAAUAUGUAGGUAUGUAAGUAUAAUUUUUUUUAAUAACUACGUAUAAAACCCGACAGCGGAAAAAUUGCGCCCUAAAAGUAUGGAACAAUGAAGUGGUUUAGGUUUAAAAGUUAGGAGGGAACAGCCGUACAAAUAUACAUAAUAACAUGUAUCGUAGACAAACACCUUCCUUAUUGCGUAAUCGGGUAACACAGAAUUCAAAUGUUUAGAUUAGCAAUUUUCACAUAAGUUACUGUUAUUCCAUUCUGGUUAUUUAUUUAUAUCUACGUCGUAAAUACCAUAUCAUUAUGAAGUAAUUAUAUAGAAGCAUGCUUUUAACAGAUAUUUCAAUUACCAAAACGUUAAAAAAGAGCAAUAACCAUCAGUAAUAUUAUUGAGUUCAAGUUUAAUAUUCAACGGAACAAUUAUAUAUCGAAUGACACGCGAACACGCACGCGUUGAUGUCUUUUGUAUGAAUGAAGUUCUAUUGUAAUGUCAUAGUCAUAAGUUCUACAUUAUUUUUUUCUAUAAUUAAUAUAUCAGGUUGCUUACUAAGUAGUAUUUUCAAUUGUUAAUUCGUGAAAAAAGUAAGAUCUAGAGUAUUAUAAUAGACUAUUAAUCACCUUGCAGUUCUAUUUAUUAUAAUACUGUUCAUUUUACUUUUUUUUAUGAAAUAAGUUUUAACAUUCCAUGGCCUCUGCAAUUGUAUGAUGAAAAAUACAUAUUCAAAUUGAACAAAAACUACAUAUUGGUGCUAAUUCCUGUAAACACCAUCUAAUUUUAUUUUAAGUUAUAUCUGUCAUUUUCUUAUCCGCCGAAAAGGAAAGGGACGGGUAAUCGACAAGCAUAAAAUUUAUGUAACACACGUCAAUUUUAAGCACAAAUCUAAAACAACCGUCUAAAAAUUCGCCCGGUUUAUUCAUUUAUUUACUCAUUCUUCCUAAAAUUAAGAGCUGUCAAUCAUCCGUCCCUUUCCUUUUCGGCGGAUAAGAAAAUGACAGGUAUAACUUAAAGUAAAAUUAAGAGAUGUCUGCAGGAAUAGGGGCCAAUAUAAGUAUUAUAUUAAAUUAAGUUUCUUCUUACAUGUAUAAAAGAGUCGCCUGCUAAGUUUAUAGGAUAUUUUUAUUCAUUUCAAUUUGUUUGCGUUCUCGUCAUGUGUUUGAGAAAAGUGGCGCCGAUGUGGCGUCAUUGUCUUAUCAUAUCACUUAGAUUUAAGUUGUAAAUAAUCAACUUGCAACACUGACACAAACAGUGAUUUCAUAACUGACAAGUUGGAAAUAAACAAUUAAAAUUUAAAUAUUUCAUAAA